UAGUAAUAAAACCUGAAAAACACUGCGUGACUAACUUGAUUUCGUAUGAUAAUUAGUAUUACAAGUAAAUAAACAAUACAGGUCACUUACUUUCUGAUAAACAUGCCUUAUCUACGGUUGCAGAACAGUUUGAUAAUUGGUAGGGAAGUCACAUCAUCAUCGUUUUGUGGAUUUAUUUUCCUUUUCUGAUUGUGAAAUAGAAUGGAUUAUAAAAUUGAAAAAUGUGAUUAUAGUGUAUCUCCAAAAUAUGAUGAAGGUAUCAUUGCUGUUGAUGUUGCAAACAAUGUUUUAGUAGAUUCUGUGACAACAAUGCCCCAAACAGCAAUUUCUUCAAACAUAUUAGAAGCUGAGGAGAGUAAUGAUAAAGAUGAAGACUCGAGUAAGUUAACAUUGGCUUAUGAGCGAUUAUAUGAAAUACCAAGAACUAUAGUUGAGAAGUUUUCCAACUACGUACAGUACUUGGAUAUCAGUCAUAAUAAGAUAACAAAUUUAGAGCCACUUGUUCACUUCAAACACCUUACAUCACUGAUAGCAGAUGACAACCCCGUUACAGAGAAUUGCUUUCUACCACCAUUACCUAAAUUGGAGUUGUUAUGGCUUAAUUAUUGUAAAAUAGCAUCCUUGUAUCCCUGGGUGGGGAAAUUGAAGGAGUCAUGUCCAAAUUUACAAUAUCUAUCACUUAUGGGGAAUCCCGCGGCGCCUAGUUACUUCAAUGGUGGUACUUUUUAUGAGUACUUGCAGUAUAGGCUUUUUUUAAUAUCCCAAUUCCCUUCCCUCAACCACCUUGAUGACCGCAAAAUUACAGAAGACCAAAGGGAGGAAUCACACAGACUAUACAAAAGACCACUCCUACAGAGAAUAGGCCGACCCAACACUAGUAUUUCCAACUUUAUGAAUAGCUCUGUGUCCUGGACCAAUGUACAGAGUAAGUUGACGUUUUUGUGGGGAAAUAGACAAGAUAGAAACCUCUUAAUAUGAUUUUUAACUAUAGACUAUAAUAAUAAUUCUUAUCUUCUAUCAAUAAAAAAAAUCAAAUAUAUGUAUUUAAAUUUUUACGCUAAGGCGUCAGUUGAGAACUGUUGAGAAUGUAUGAUUUGUCAUAAACUCAAAUUAAACCUUGAGUUUCUUAGAGUCGAGACUUAGGGCAAUAGCGCACUAGCGGCCAGGUCGCAGCGAACAGCGAGAUGGAUACAUUAUUAUGAAAUCGCCAUGAACCACGCGCACCUGGCCAGCGGUGGCCAACGAGAUCAAAGCGACGCAUCUGCGGUCACUGAGAUCAUACUUUCUUGUAGAUAAACACCAGUGUGCGCGCACUAGCUUAGCGUGAUUUGCGCUCAUCGCGAUGUCGUUCAAUACAUAAAGAUUUAUAUCUGACAUUGAGACUAGGAGGACGUUGUGGAUUAUGUCAAUCACAAGCACUACUACUUUCGUCUACUCUACUACUACACGUCCAUUCUGAAGCGCGCUGUAUUUGCAAGUGACGAUUGUAUCUGUGGUUUUGGCCAAAUUGCUUGGCCGCUACACUUUCGGCCGGGACACGCGUAAUGGCCGCGUCAAGGCCGCUAGUGCGUUAUUACCCUUAAUGACUUAUUUGAGGGCAAAAAAAUCCAAACAUAGAAACGACGAAAAUGUAUA
Pieris brassicae (large cabbage white) is the source of this 1635-nucleotide messenger RNA. Its product is annotated as leucine-rich melanocyte differentiation-associated protein-like. The record is from RefSeq and is a predicted model, not a curated record. Lineage: Eukaryota; Metazoa; Arthropoda; Insecta; Lepidoptera; Pieridae. Bases 202 to 978 code for a protein of 258 amino acids. The transcript has 6 exons. Gene Ontology annotation, molecular function: protein binding.